UCUUAUAGAUGAUGCCUGGCUUGCUGUGUUCCACCAGCAUUUUGUGUGCGCUGACAGGUAUUAUUACCUGGCCUGGGUCAGAUGCUUUUUGUUGGUUCACCCUUCUGAAGGUUGCUUGCACAUCAGCCUCAGAGACUGAAAUCAUAGGGUCAUCAGGGAAAUGUGGGAGUUCGUGAAGGUUCCUCCAUGUUCUGAUGGUCAAAGCGAACAUACAAGACUUUGAGAUCUGGAACAAAGCUCUGUUAUCACCUAUGUCGCCUGAUUACAAGAGCUGCUGGAGUUCAAGCCCUGUACUGCUGUCGAGCAUCGUUCAUCAAUUCAAGCUUAGUUCGGAAUUGCCACUUCGCCACUGAGCUGGCUUUCAGCCGAUUGUACCUGGACCUCUAAUGACUUCCUUGGUCACUAGACUUGAAUGCCUCUGAUAGAUUACGGGUCUCAUGGUUCAUCCAGGACCUGUGUUUGGGAUUUUGGUUUGUUUUCUGCAGAGAUCACUCCCUCCAUGGUUCCCUUGUUCAUUUGUUCCUCCCCACUGGCCUCCCUCCUGACACUUGUUGCUUCAAGCUGUAGAAUUUGAAGGGGACGACCUAACUGGGGGUGGGGGGUGCAGCCACAGUGACUGGGUGUUUGGCACUGAGUCACGUGCUGUGGCUUAGAAGAAAAGAGAGGUGAAGAGGACUGCAGUAGUGAUAGGAGGUUCCAUUGUCAGAGGAAUAGGGACAAGAUUUGUGGAUGUAUUCUUGCCUCCCAGGUGCCAAGGUCAGAGAUGUCUCUGAUCAGCAUUCUAAAUGGUCAGGGUGAGCAUCCAGGAGUUUUGCUACAUAUUGGCUCUAAGGACAUAGGCAGGAAAAGUGAGGAGAUCCUUUGGAGAGAUUUUAGGGAACUAGGUAAAAAGCUUAAGAACAGGACCUCCAGGUAGUAGUCUCUGGAUUGCUGCCUGCGCUAUGUAACAGUAAGCCUGGCUGCGGAACUGGGGAUCAGAGGUUCAGAUUUCUGGAUCAUUGGGAUCUCUUCUGGGGAAGGUACGACCUGUACAAAAGGGGUGGGUUACACCUGAGCCUGAGGGGGCCGAUAUCCUUGCAGGCAGGUUUUCUAAAGCUGUUCAGGAGGGUUUAAACUAAUUUGACAAGGGGGUGGAAACCACAGUGGUAGGGCUGAGGAUGGGGCAGUUUACUUAUAAGGAGAUGCAGUGUGUAGUGAGACUGCUCGCAAAGACAGAUUGAUGAUAGGGCAAAAUUGCAGUCAACGGGAUGAGUUGCAGUGUAAAAGGGGGACAUAUACAAAGAGUGUGAUGAAUACAGGACUGAAGGUGUUAUAUUUGAAUACAUGCAGAAUAAAGCAGAUGAAUUUGUAGCACAGUUGGAGAUUAGUAUGUAUAACAUGGUCAUCAUUGAAUCAUGGCUGAAAGAAGAUUAUAGCUUGCAGUUUAACAUCAAGGAUACACAUUGUAUCUAAAGGAUAGGUAGAGGGGGAGGAAUGACUAUUGGAUAAAAAAUGAAAUCAAAAUCCUUAGAAAGAGGUGACAUAGGAUUGAAAGGUGUAGAAUUGUUGUGGGUAGAGCUCAGAAACUGCAAGGGUAAAAGGCCCUGAUGGAAGUUAUAUACAGACUUGUGAACAGUAGCAAAGAUGUGGGCUACAAAUUACAAUGGGAAAUAGAACCUGUGUGUCAAAAGGGCAAUGUUAUGUUGGUCAUGGGGUAUUGUAAUAUUCAGGUAGUUUGGGAAAAUCAGAUUGGUGCUGGAACCCUAGGGGUUUCUAGAAUUUCUAGGCAUUUCUAGAAUGCCUAUGUGAUGGUUUUUAGAGCGGCUGGUGGUUGAGCUAUGAGGGGAUCAGCUCUUUUGGGUUGUGUGUUAUGCAGUGAACCAGAAUUGCUUGGAGUGCUUAGGGUAAAGGAACCCUUAGGAGACCAUGAUCAUAAUAUGAUAGAAUUUACCUUAUAAUUUGAGAGGGAGAAUCUAAAGUCAGACGUAUCAGUAGUACAGUGGAGUAAAGGGAAUUACAAGAUAUGAAAGCGGAGCUGGCCAAAGAUGACUGGAAGGGGACACUAGCAAGGAUGUGAUGGCUGGAGUUUCUGGGAGCAAUUCAGAAAGCGUAGGACAGAUACCUCCCAUAAAAGAAGUAUUCUAAAGGCAGGAUGAUGCAACUGUGGCUGACAAGGGAAGUCAAAGCCAACAUGAAAGCAAAACAGAGGGCAUAUAAUAGAGCAAAAAUUAGUGGAUUGGGGAGCUUUUAAAAACCAGCAGAACACAACUGAAAAACAAAUCAUAAGGAAGGAGAAGAUGGAAUACAAAGGUAAGUUAGCCAAUAAUAUUAAAAAGAUAGCAGAAGUUUCUUCAGAUACAUAAAAUGUAAAAGAGAGGUGAGAGUACUUAUUGGACUGCUGGAAAAUGAUGCUGGAGAGGUAGGAAUGGGGGACAAAGAAAUGAUGGACAAACUGAAUAGUUUUUUUGCAUCAGUCUUCACUGUGGAAAACGCUAGCAGUAUGCUAGAUGUUCAGCGGUGUCGGGGAGCAGAAAUGAGUAAAUUUGCCAUUUCUAGGGAGAAGAUGCUAGGGAACUGAAACGUUUGAAGGCAGAUAAAUCAUCUGGACCAGAUGGUGUGCACCUGAGGGUUCUGAAAGAGUAGCUGAAGAGAUUGUGCAGGCAUUCAUCAUGAAUCGGUAGUUUCUGGAAUGGUUUCUGAGGACUGGGAAUCUGUGAAUGUCACUCCAUUCUUCAAGAAGGAAGAGAGGCAGAUGAAUGGAAACUAUGUCAGUUAGUCGAGCUCAGUGGUUGGGAAGAUGUUGGAGUCGAUUGUUAAGGAUGUGGUUUUGGGCUAUUUAGAGGCACAUGAUAAAAUAAAUUGGUCAUGGUUUCCUUCAGAGAAGAUCUUGCCUGACAAAUCUUUUGGAAUUCUUUGAAGAAAUAAUGAGCAGAAUAGUCAAAGGAGAUGUUGUUUAGUUGGACUUUCAGAAGGCCUUUGACAGGGUGUCUUACAUGAGGCUGCUUAUAAGUUUAAUUGCCAGGGAAUUGGGGUGAGAGGAAAAAAAACCUUUCUGAAUAAGUAAUGAUGGUCUGGAAUUUCACUGUACAAAAGGCAGAAAUCUUCAAAUCACAUUAUAAGUACCUGGGUGAAAUGAAGAAUCACUAACUAUAAGCCUAGAGAUGAGAAGUGGGAUGAAGAUAAUGCCCACUUUUGGUCAGCAUGGAAACAAUGAGCUAAAUGACCCCCUGUGUGGUAAUUUCAACUGAGAGGUGGUACCUCUAUCCCCAGAGUGAUUUGCUGAGCAAGGCCAGGGUCCUGAUGCAAGAUGCAAUAGACUGUUUGGGCAAUCUAAACAUCGGUCCAGAUAGACUAGAAAGGCAGGGUGCUGUGAGUCGAGCAAGGUUGGAUCGCUCUGGGCAAUAAGCUGAUUUGGAGGGGUUGAGAACAGCUUCUCUGGCAGCAUAAUCUAGGCCCGGAGUGAUUCGCUGGCAGUGGGUCCUGGUUCCUGUCGUGAGCGUCAGACAAUUUAAAUGCUGGCCCAGAUAGACUGGGGCUCUUGUCUCUGUGAUGCUAAGGCUGUGAGACUGCCCCUGGCUGCUGUGCUUUGUGUCUGUGAACUUUGCAAUGAUUUGUCCCGCUAAUAUGAUCAACUGAAUACUGAGGCUUUGGGCCUACUUCGGGCUGCCGUGGACAUUUGGAUCUGAGGACUCAACAGGUUCGGAAUGCUGCUGUUGUUGUUGCCUGCUUCUAUUGUUUACAUGAUCAUUUCUCAGAAUUAUCAAAAUGGAAAACUUUGUCCUUUAUGAAGAAAUUGGAAAAGGAAAUAAAUCUACUGUUUACAAAGGCAGAAGGAAGGGAACUGUUAAUUUUGUGGCUAUUUUAUGUAUUGACAAAUCAAAAAGGCCAGAGAUCACAAAUAGGGUCCGACUCACUCAUGGUAUUGAACACCAGAAUAUCGUAUUAUUUCAUGAAUGGUAUGAGACAAACAAUCACUUAUGGCUUGUGGUAGAGCUGUGCACAGGAGGUUCUUUGGCAAUGGUUAUCACCCAAGAUGAAUACUUAAAUGAGGAUGUAGUUAGACAGUUUGGUAUUGAUCUAGUAAUGGGUUUGCACCAUAUCCAUGAGUUGGGCAUCGUGUUUGGUGAUCUUAAUCCUGCUAAGAUAUUGGUCGAUGGGCCAGGCACUCUGAAGUACAGUAACUUCAGUCUUGCUAAGGCAGAAGGAGAGAAUCUAGAGGAAUUCUUUGCACUGAUUGGCACAGAUGAUGAUGUAAGUGAAGGUAAUGAAGAGACACAGAAGAAAUCCAAAAGCCGAACUCAAGGGUCUACACUGUAUAUGGCUCCUGAAGUUGUGAAGGGUGAAGACUGCUCUCCGACCAGUGAUUUAUGGUCUCUAGGCUGUGUACUAUAUGAAAUGUUUACAGGAAAACCACCAUUUUUCUCAGAAAACUUGUCUGCGUUGGUGGAGAUGAUUUUGCAUGAAGAUCCACCACCACUCAAACCUCAAGGCACAAGAACAAUGGUGGAUGUUUUGAAGCAGGAGAGCACUCUACACUGGGAGAGCGAGAGAUUACAAAUGACUGUAAACACACCUACCAGUUAUGCCAUGGACAUCCUGAGUACCCACCCUGGGAUGCAUCCCUGGCUGGAGACCAUUGGACCCACUGGACAAAAACCUUCUCCUGCAUUAGUUGGUUUGAUUGGAGAAUUGCUUCAGAAGGACCCUUCCAAAAGGUUAAAAUGGAGUGGCUUAUUGGAGCAUCCUUUCUGGCAAAGAUCCUUUGCUGGAUUUGAAAAGGCCUUCAGUGGGAAUAAGAACAGCAGCAUCAGCAUGAGUGGUAACAGUGAGGUUUCUUCCUCAAUCACUCCCAGUGAAUUGCAACACAGCAGAGGAAGCAAAAAUCUGCAAGAAUCAAGCAUCAAAAUGAACAGCAACCAUCAACUGCCAUCAUACAAAUUAGAAAAUCCUACUGAUUUGCAGCCAAGGAAUGCUCUAGAUAUAAAUUCCAAGGAGUCCAUCUUCUUACUCAGUUCUCAUCCAAGACCAAGAACUAGCUUGAACGUAAGCCAGAAAGACAUUGGGACCCAGAAUGCUUCAUCAAAAAGUGCCUCCAUUUCAACAAAGGAUAUGACGUCCAAAAUCAAGGGACUUACAUACACUGAUGCUGAUCUUAUAGUAACGCCCAUUAUGGACAACCCCAAGAUAUUGAAGCCAGCACCCAUAAAAUUCGAUGCUAAAACUCUCAGUGUCCCAGCCUAUUCGGCUGAGAAACUUGUGUCCCUAAAGGGACAGGACUGGAACCUUUUCAUGCAGCAAUUGUGCUCGCUGACAGCUGUUGGGGAGAAGGCUGCAGGGGCACCAAGAGGCAAGUUGAACCUAAUGUGUUAUCUCUGCAUGGUCGCUAGCCACAGGGAAGUGGCUACAAGAAUGAUGGACUCACAGUUGUUCCUGCUGCUGACUCAGCAAUUGCGUGCAGCUUCAAACUGGGAUAUUCGUGUUAAGAUGGUCCGUCUGAUUGGCUUACUGGCCUGCCACACAACUGUAUUGAAGGAUGAUGUCCCAAUAACUGAAACCAUCACCAUACUAACUGAGUUGAUUCGAGAAAACUUCAGGAACACCAAACUGAAGCAAUGCCUCUUAGCUCCUCUAGGAGAACUUAUUUACCUUGUGGCCAUCCAGGAGGAGCGAGGACCACACUCAAGAGACCACUGGACUAUCCCCUCUGCAGCCUAUUCUGUGGUAAUGAGAUGUAUUCGGGAAGGGGGAGAUCCUAUUACUAAUCAUUUAGCGGCAAAAAUUGUGGAGAAUGUUUGCACCACAAAUUCAUUGCCAGUCCAAGGAUUUAUUACUGGAGAGUUUGGGCAAAUGCUUUGGUACCUGUUUACACAUUCCACAGUGGACUCUUUACGAGUGACAGCCAUUUCGGCUUUGUGCAGAAUUACUCGCCAUUCUGCUAGUGCUUUUCAAAGUGUCAUUGACAAGGUCGGCCUCACGGCAGUGCUGAACUCCCUGCAGGCAGGAGUAAGCCGUAUUCAGCAGUAUAUAUUGACUAUGUUUAUUGCAAUGUUGUCAUCUGGUGUACACUUACAAAGACUGGUACAGGAAAAGGAUUUUGUCACAAAAGUUGUCCGUUUAUUGGAAAGUCCUUUAACAGUAAUUCGUGCAAAAUCUUUUCUUGUCUUACUGGAAGUUUUACGGAAUAACAAGGAAAUGCUUUUGUUUUGUUGCCAAACCAGGUUAGUUAUGUAUAUUGAAAGAGACAACAGAAAAGGAAAGGAACAGCAAACCAGCACUGAAUACUUGUCCAGAUGUCUGGAUUUGCUAAUCUGUCACAUUAUUCAUGAACUGCCAGGAAUUAUAGGUGAUGUACUCUCUGCUUUGUGUAAUGUUUCUGGACGCAAACAUCCUUCAACAAUUCAAGCCAAACAUUUGAAGACGUGCCUUCCAAUGAUGCCUAUAAUGCUCCAUCUUGUGACGGCUCAGGUGUUUAGACCACGGAUUAUCAAUGAGGAAUUUCUUAUCAACUGUGGAGCAUUGCUUACUCAUAUCAAAUCUGUUGAUUCUGGAGAAAUAAAUUUAGAAAGUGCAGUGGGUCAUACUGGUUCAGAAGAACUUAUCAGAAUAACCUUUUCCUCGUGGGAGGCCGUGACACAACAUCCAUCACUCCUGAGUUCACAUCUAUCCACAAUUGUUGACUGUGUUCUCCCUCCCUUAGUGUCUCUGGUGCUUAGUCAGAAUGUGGAGUGGCGGAUCUUUAGCUUGCGGUUGCUAUCAGAGACCAUAUCUGUUGUGGCAAACCAUGAGACCAUGUUGGGAGAGAAAGAGGAGUAUCUUGCUACAAACAACAAAUGGCUGUCCCUCAUCCGAGAAUCUCUACUCCCUCAUUAUGAGCAGAUCUUGAUGGAUCCUGAUCCAGUACCACUCUACGCCUUGAAGCUGCUUGUCACCCUGACUGAUUGCAGUCCAGUUUUCAUAAGAUUCAUUGAAGAAAGUCAAAUUGUGCCCAAUAUUUUCCAGAUUAUAUUGGAACAACAAGACAAUCCUCUAGGUACUGCCAUCCAGAGUGUGGUAUUAUUGGUCAACAACUUAGUUGCCUAUAAAGAUAUCAACAUGGAAACGCUUUACAAGCAAGGUCUUGUUGAUCAUAUCCACAACUUAAUCAUUGAAGUCACGGCCCUCUACCUAGAGACGGAUGAUAAAAGAAAUGUGAACACUACAAGUAACGUAUUGUUAUCCCUGAUUGAUACUUUACACAUUAUGCUGAAGCACGUAUCCGGUAUUGUCCGCUUUGCUUUGCAGGCACAAAAAUCAGGCAUGGGAGGGGACACCCAAGCUGCUGAAGACCUUCUGCUUAUCAACAAACCCUUGACAAACUUAAUUAGCCUGCUUAUUCAACUGCCACAUCCUUGCAACAGAACGGACUGGCCAAGAAUGAACCUAGCAGACACGGACCCCGUGCAACAGGCCCUUGACAGCCAAGGCUCCGUACUGGGCUUGCAUGAUCAACUGCUUGGAGAAAUCAUGAAAAAUCUUCAUACUCUGUUGGAAGAUGUAAAGAAGCUCUCUAGUGAUGACCUAGACGUACAGGAGAGUUCUCUGCAGUCUCUGUCCCUCAUUGUUCAGCUGUAUGGAGGUGAAAAUCAAGACAGCCUAUCUCCUGAAAAUGUGCACUCACUUGCAGAGGCACUGAAAUGUAGAAGAGAUCCAAAACAGCAGAAACUUCUACUUAGAAUCAUCAAAAGGCUGGUGAUGUCCAAUGAAAGACAUGGAGAAAGUAUCAGAAGUGAAGGAGACGUUCUUGUUGAAAUCCUUAAAAGACUGGCUCGAGGUGCCAGUUCUCAUACCGAUAUUGCCAUUGCAUCGUUAGCCUUUGAAAUACUGAGGCUCAUUGGCCAUUGAGCCAUUGACCUACUCCAGGAUCUCUGUUCACAUAAUCACCAAGUACCAUCAGCAUUAUCACACUCACCGCAGGACCACUGACUACUCCAGAAUCAGGACUCACAGCUCUCAGGACUGGAAGCGUCCUAAUAGAGGAGAGUUACAUUCCAAUGUCUUGUUCUUUGACUGGUUUUGUCAUGGAUUCAAGGAAAGCCAAAACAAGCAUGUUUUCUUCAAGCAAACUGAAAUAGAGUUGGAGGAAAGGUACUGUACCAAAAGUCAUUAAAAACAUUCCUUCUCAGAAACAUCUUGCAACCUUCUUUGAAAUCAUUAAUAUACAACUGAAGCUAAAAUUUAGCCAACUAAAUACAAUUAAUUAAUAUACUCAAAAUACAUUAAUAUGCAUUUUGUAAAGCUUGAAGUCAGCAAAAUAGAAAUGUUGGAACAUCUCUUGCAUGUUUAGUGUGACUGUCCAAAGGCAAAUAUCGCAACAACUAUUUUUGUGCUCUUUCAUCAGUCUGUACCAGACUUCCAUUCUGCUGGAAUAGCUUUCUAUUGUUUUGAUACUUAAAGAGUUGUGAAUUUCUGUUUGGGGAUGAAAGUUUACUGAAAUCUUGCUCUUUUUUCCAAUGCAAAUGGAUAAUCAUUAGCAUCUCUGGCAGAGAAUAAAUGUGUAUUAAUUUGA
Messenger RNA from Hypanus sabinus (Atlantic stingray), 8524 nucleotides. It is a transcript of the gene ulk4, whose product is annotated as unc-51 like kinase 4. NCBI's taxonomy places the organism in Eukaryota, Metazoa, Chordata, Chondrichthyes, Myliobatiformes, Dasyatidae. Gene Ontology annotation, molecular function: ATP binding; protein kinase activity. The record is from RefSeq and is a predicted model, not a curated record. Bases 3745 to 7860 code for a protein of 1371 amino acids. Gene Ontology annotation, biological process: protein phosphorylation. The transcript is spliced from 39 exons.